This is a messenger RNA of Trichoderma harzianum CBS 226.95, 1167 nucleotides long. RefSeq lists its product as hypothetical. The record is from RefSeq and is a predicted model, not a curated record. Lineage: Eukaryota; Fungi; Ascomycota; Sordariomycetes; Hypocreales; Hypocreaceae. The coding region runs from base 350 to 778 and encodes 142 amino acids. The transcript has 2 exons.
CCGGAAAAUCGGCGCAUCUCUCAAUCAGUCACCAGCCGCACGUAGUACAAGUCAACGAAGGAAGGCCCGCAGACUAAAAUAGCGGUCUCUUUUCCUUUUGCAGUAAUGCUUUUAAUGGUGAUGAAGACUGGCAGUGCCAAAAAGAGUAGAGGAUUGAGUGAGACAUGUGGUUACAACAGAAAUCCCUUGAAAAGCCAUGGCUUAUAAAAGGUUCACUAUCCCCUCACCGUUCCGUCGUCUAACCCAGCUUCAUCUCAGGUCUCUGUCCUCGGAUCUAUUACUGUUGAUGUCAUAGAUCUUAAACAUACUUUGAUAUAUAGCCCUUCAAAAAUUUACAAAAUUUGUCAAAAUGCAACUCACCAGCCUCUUUACUGCUGCUAUCCUCUCUGUGGGCUCCGCUGCCACUUAUGUUUCAUUCGACACUGGCUAUGAUGACUUUUCUCGUCCUUUGGAAGAUGUGUCUUGCUCUGACGGCCCCAAUGGCCUCAUCACCAAAUACCAUUGGCAAACCCAGGGUCAAGUCUCCAACUUUCCCUACAUUGGUGGCGUCCAAGGUAUUACUUGGAACUCUCCGCAAUGCGGAACCUGUUAUAGACUGGAGUAUGGAGGUCGUAGUAUCCAUGUUUUGGCUAUUGACGCCGCCUAUAAUGGCGGCUUGAACAUCGCGCUGAAAGCCUUGAACGAGCUUACUGACGGUCAUGCUAUUGAGUGGGGACAUAUAGAUGCUGUAGCUACGGUGGUUUCUACAAAGGAAUGUGGACUGUAUACCGUGCAAUGAGGCCUCAGAAGUUCAGAAGUCUAUAUAAUCACAAAUGCUAGGGCUUGCUAUUCAGAGUGACUUAGGAAAUAUGAAGCUUCAUAGCCAGAUAGCUGUAUCGAUUUACAAAGUUGCGAUUGAAUGACUGUUGGGCUAUUAGAAAGAUAAACCUAAGAUCUGUUUUAACUACCUUGGCUAUUCUUGGCACAUAAAUCUCUCUGCAGACUGGUUGUUCAGAGAUCUGGACGAACAAUUCAACCACAGAAGCCAGUUAUCCGGACAGGGUGAGACUUCAGGAAGAACGAAUAUCUGUUGUCUUUGAAACGGUAACUUUAUUCUCAACAUAUGAUCAUGUUAUAAGACGUUACAUAGUUAAGAAUAGGCGUAAAGACAGGCUGGAAGGAUAUCAG